Messenger RNA from Labrus bergylta (ballan wrasse), 3652 nucleotides. RefSeq names its product gastrin-releasing peptide receptor (gene grpr). Lineage: Eukaryota; Metazoa; Chordata; Actinopteri; Labriformes; Labridae. Gene Ontology annotation, biological process: G protein-coupled receptor signaling pathway. Gene Ontology annotation, molecular function: neuropeptide receptor activity. Gene Ontology annotation, cellular component: plasma membrane. The record is from RefSeq and is a predicted model, not a curated record.
AACGCGUCGCGCUGCGUCACUGCUCUCCAAAGCUCGGCACGGACGAUGUGGUUCACCGGCGUGGCCAUCGCUUCAGUUUACGGUGUAAUCAUCGUGUUUGGACUUAUAGGCAACAUCACUCUCAUCAAGACGUUUUGUUCCGCCAAAUCCAUCCGCAAUGUGCCAAAUCUGUUCAUGUCAAGUCUGGCUUUGGGGGACGUUUUACUGCUGGUGACCUGCGCUCCGGUGGACGCCAGCCGCUACCUGUCAGAAGAGUGGCUGUUCGGGAGAGUGGGCUGUAAAGUCAUCCCCUUCAUUCAACUCACUUCUGUUGGGGUGUCUGUGUUUACCCUUACGGCCCUCUCUGCUGACAGGUACAGAGCCAUCGUGAAGCCCUUGGACAUCCAAACAUCGAGAACCACCACCAGCAUUGUCCUGCGGGCAGCGCUCAUCUGGCUCUUCGCCCUGAUCCUCGCUAUCCCCGAGGCUGUUUUCUCUGACCUCCAUACCUUCAACCUCACCUCCACUAAUGAGAGCUUCAUCACCUGUGCCCCUUAUCCCCAUCUUGGAGAUCUGCACCCUAAGAUCCACUCUAUGGCCUCGUUCCUAAUUUUCUAUGUUAUUCCCCUGCUGGUCAUAUCGAUAUACUACACCUUCAUCGCCCAAAGCCUGAUGAGGAGUGCCACAAACCUGCCUGUGGAGGGAAACGUGCAUGCAAGGCGACAGGUUGAAUCAAGAAAGCGCUUGGCGAAGACAGUUCUGGUGUUUGUUGGUCUCUUUGCAAUUUGCUGGCUUCCCAGUCACGUCAUCUACUUAUACCGCUCCUACCACUACUCCCAGGUUGACACCUCCCUGAUUCACUUUUUGUGCAGCGUGAUUGCUCGUAUCCUGGCCUUCACCAACUCCUGCCUCAACCCCUUUGCCCUUUACCUGCUGAGCAAAAGCUUCCAGAAGCAGUUCAACCAGCAGCUGUGUUGUUGCUGUUGUAACAUCUAUGAGCGCAGCACACAGAGUCCGACUCAUUAUAACACCCGCGUGACCUCUAUUCGCAGCACAAAUCACUCCAUGGUGAGUCUGAGUGCGGUGAAUGGCAAACAGGAAGAAUAUGAGGAGGAUUAUGUGUAAGAGAAGGUCUGCUUCUGCAUUUGUUUGUGUGUGAGAGUGGAAAAAAACAGCAUGCGUGGUUUCCGCUUUUCUUUUUGAGUUGCGUUCCUAAUAUAUUAAGUACCGGGUAAGGUAAAGGUCAAAAUAAAGACUUCUGACAAAUCAGCAGAGGCUAUCCUUGACAAAACCAAUUACUGAUCUGGUCGAUUAUAAGCUGCUGCUGGUAACUAAGUUACAAUCUGUUCAUUUGACGAAGGCAUUAACUCUUGGCUCCAACCCACAGACUUUAUAUAAGAAGUGGAUGUACAUACCUGUACUUUUUUUCUUUGUUAAACCAGAAUAAUUCUUUAACAAUGCUUUAGUUGCUAUUAGAAUAUACUGAUGAAAAAAACAAGGAACUCUUUCCAUUGCAUCUCUGCAUUUCUACCUUAUUAAAUCUUAUCUUCUGUUCGCAAUGCUACCACGCUGCACUCCAACGGGUUUAACUGUUGAUCAGUGUAGUUCAGUUUGUGACCUUGAAAACAUUCUAAUCAGCACCAUGCACACAUUAAAGCUGAGGCUCAUAUUAUGAAAGAAAACAAAGUUUCCCUUCUCUAUCUGUAAAGGUUGAAGUUUUAAAGAUUUAUUUUUGGGCUUUUGUGCCUUCAAUGGAGAGAUAGGACAGUGGACAGAGAUGGAAAUCAGGGAGAGAGAGUGGGGAUUGACAUGCAGGAAAGAGCCACAGGUUGGAUUUGAACCCGGGCUGCCCGUGGUAAGGACUACAGAAUCCAUACAUGGGAUGCACACACUAACCACUGCGCCACCAGCGGCAUGUAAAGGUAAAGUUGACUUAAGUUAAUCAACACUGUAUCCUAAUCAUGUUGCUAAAAACAUUAAUUACUUUCUACCACCAGUUCGUGGUAUAUAAAUGACAUUUCUAGGAAAUGGGGUUGAGCUUUUCAUGAUGCAAAAUAACACAAUUGUAUAUCCUUUGUACCAAGUAGAUGACAACAAAUCAAGCAUCCACAAUCUUCGUUUCAUAUCACAGUAAAAACACAUGAAGGCAGUGUGCUGGAUUAGCUCCGUUGGCAGGGCAGGUGCCCCUUUGUACAGAGGCUACAGUCCUGGUUGCACUUGUUGCAGGUUCAAUUCCUGGUCCUAUCACUGUUGGUGCAUGUCAUCCCCCACUCUCUACCCCCAUAUUUCCUGUCUCUCUCAAGCGUCCUAUCAAAUAAAAGCAAAAUAGCACUGACUUGUUGACUUGUUUGUUGGAAACUACAAGGAAAAAAAUCAGAAUAUGCAGAGGUGGCACCUUGUACACAUAGUAUCAAGAAAAUCCCACUUGUGACUCGAAGCGCCCCUACUUAUCUACAACUUUAAGUCGGAAAAGGUUUUAUUAGGUUUUUAUAAGAACCCUAAUAGAUGAUUGAUUUGGAACCAACCUCAAACAGAAGUUUAAAUGAUUUCAAGCACAAAGUGAAAUCCAUGGAUAAAUAUCUGUACGGUACCUUCCUGAGAGUUCAAAUCCUACACUGGAUAUGGGGAAUUUGUCAUAGUUUAGAUAUGACAUAAGCCAAUAGAUAAGCGAUAAAGUCAUGUGUUUUUUGGGGGGCUUCAGUGAAUUAUAACAAUCCCCAAUAGGGGACGAUGUACAGUAUCUAGAGAAAUGAAAAGAUAUAUUAUCAAAGUGGAGACCACAGUUAGGCUUUACAUAAAAACUGAAAAAUAAACUCUUUAAAACUCAAGAUGACGGCGCUUCAGGACUCAGGAGUCUUGCUCUUGCUCUUUUAUAAUGAAUAACAUAAUGUGAUUUUGCUAUGAUGUUGCCAAAGGCUUCAAGUUCAGUGUGUGUGCUCUGAUAUGUCGUUUCUGUUUAUUUGUGGAGAAUCUUCUGAAUAGGGAUUUUUUAAGAUUCCACCGCCAACCUGUUUUUUUUUGCGUGUGUAUACAGUAAAUAUUUUUUCAAAUGUCAUACGCUGUGCUGGCUGUGAAUUUGAAGUGAAACGUUUAAAUUGUAGGCUCUGAUUACAGAAUGUCCAUUGAGCUGUGCUGUAUAAAAUGAACUGUGAAUGUAAAUGCAUUUAUUUAACAAAAAGCUUAUUUGUAAAUGAUUAAAUGAAUGUGCAGUUAUAUGCAGUUUUAUUGUUCAUUGUAUUCCUCAAGGACAUUUUACAGACUCUAGGUGCUAGAUGUUUUGAACAUAAUUGAUUUCUGUUUCCAAUAGAAAAAGAACAACAUGAAAUCGAUAUAUAAAAGGCAAAUGUGCACUGUAUCAUUUUCUACAUAAUGUUGCAUGGUGAAACCUCAAGUACGUUUUGGACUAUGACGUAUGUUUAAAGACUGAGUUCUGGUGACUGAUUGUAACCCAUCUAGUUUCUGCUACCCUGUGCUCACUUGACACGAUUAUUGUGCUCUUGCACAAGCUGGAUGUACAGCCAAUGUAACACCAUACACUCAUUUGGUGUUUCACAGUGGGAGAGGAUCAUGCAGAAGGGUGGGUGUACAAUUCAGUGUGGAUAUGGUUUGUUUUAUUGUCCUGUAUUCACUUUGCCAUGUUUCUGUCCUGUAAGGUCUCAAGCAUUCAACAGGA